AUGUCCGCUCUUCAUAGUCACGUCGCCUCUCUCUCCCAACACCCUUCCAAUUGGUUUGCCCGCACCGACUUCAAGCUGGAGCCCUGUGAUUGGCCGCCGGAUCCCAGGAUAGCGCGGGAGUGCAACGUACAUGCGCUCUCAGUGCGGAUAGUCAAGGAGCUGGUAACCCUAUGCCCCGUGGAUCUCUCCCUCACAGCCAAUCACGUGUCUGCAGAGGCGUUUCAUCAACUCAUGUUGCAAGGGAGAGUGGGGAAUGCAGGAAUGGAGAAUGGGAAAGUGGAGAAUGGAGAAAUGGUGAAUGGGGGAGUGGAGAAUGGGGGAGUGGAGGGAGAGGAGGAAUCAACGGGAGAGUGUGAGGAGGAGCAGGAGGAGAAGGAAGAAGGGCGUGUGCCACGUGGCAUGGUGGUAUUGGACACCAGGAACGUGUACGAGACGCGCAUCGGACGAUUCGUGCCGCCCAAAGGAGUGACAUUUAUCGACCCCUGCAUUCGCCAGUUCAGCGAUCUACCCGCAUGGGUGGACAGGCACGAAGACGAACUAAAAGACAAAACGGUGCUCAUGUAUUGCACAGGGGGGGUCCGCUGUGAGUCAGCCACGGCGUAUCUCCGAUCCAAGGGGCCUGGAUUUCAAGACGUGGUGCAGCUGUCAGGGGGCAUCGUGCGUUAUCUCGAGGCGUUCCCAGAUGGGGGUUUCUUUCAGGGGAAGAACUUUGUCUUUGACCACCGCCUGGCUGUGCCACCAGCAGCGCCGCAACAAGCAACGAUUGGAGUGUGCUGUCUGUGCGUGAGGCCCUUUGAUGACUACAGCGGGAGGAACCGCUGCGCUGCCUGCCGCAUGCUGCUGCUGGUGUGCCCUACUUGUACUCAGACAGAG
Closterium sp. Naga37s-1 is the source of this 873-nucleotide messenger RNA. The record is from the annotation of a GenBank genome assembly. NCBI's taxonomy places the organism in Eukaryota, Viridiplantae, Streptophyta, Zygnematophyceae, Desmidiales, Closteriaceae.